CAGAGAGAGCCCGCUUGAAUAGCCCGCGAUUGUCCGCCGAGGUUUCUCGGUGAGUGGCGGAUCGUGGCCAUCUACCGGUCAACAUUGGAACGAUCAGAAAGUAAACAAACCGCCUCGUGUUUUUGCUGUCGCCGGAAAGAAGAAAGAAAGCAAAUAGACUCACUUUUUAUUCGCCGCCGGCCAACUCGUCCCAGUCCCGACCCGAAUAAGUCAUCAGGUUUGAGUUUAAUUGCCCGCUCAAGUCAUUUAAACCCAUUUUGUCGUUUUCUCUCAUCUCCGCCGUCCAUGUUUGGAUAAUCCCCGGAGAAAAUGACCAUAUAAGGCCCGAUUUGAGAACUCGCGAUCUGAUUGGCCGGAACCUUCUGGAAGCGAGUAGAAGCAGACCGAUGCGUUCUCUCAUUGGCGCUGGGCAGUUGAGCGAGAGAGUUCGUGCUGAGACGCUGAAGGAGCAAGAGCUGCGCGCCGCGAGCUCUUGGCUGCCGACGGGUUUCGGACGAAUUUCGGCCUAGAUUUGCGAGUUCUCUGGUAGUGUGAAUUGUUCCCUGAGUUGGUCUGGUGUUGGUUAGGCGUUUAUUUGGUGAGUUUAUUGGAUUUUUAGUUAAUUUUGCCCGGUUUGAGAAGUUACGUCGGCCGCACGUGGUGCUGAACCCCGCCGAUUUUUGAGUUGUAAGUCCCGAAAUUGUUUAGUUUUGCGUGGAAAUUGUCGGAAUAAUUAGCGGUUGAAUUGUUUUCGCCGCUAAUUUGCAUAUUUUUGUCAGAUUAGUGGAAGUUGCGAGUUUUGUGUAAACCGGUGAACCGAGCGCGCCCUGUCGGCGGCGGCGGUAACCGAGGCCCGAUUCCUCCCAUCGAGUUAGUUUGUUUCCCUUCCUCCCUUUGCCGGUAGAGGCGCUGUUGGCCGUUUCAAGUGUAAAGUACCGUGAAGUUAGCAAGUAGAAUAAAUAGAGGUUCAGUUUAAAUUGUAAUUCUUUGCGGUUUUCGUUCGUGAGUUGGAGUUUCCCGUGGGAUUUAGUUUAAGAUUAGGUAGAGUAGAGAGAGAGAAAUAGUUUAAGAGAAGAAAAGUAAGAAGUUGAGUGGAGAAGAAGGAAAUUGCAGAAAAGAGAGACUGAGAGAAUACGAUUGAACAAAGGAGGAGACCCGCGUUCAAUCAAGUUAUUCUCUUAGUUCUGAGUCGUUGGUGGAACAGGCCGUUGCCACGAUUCAGAACUUGGGGGCCUGGCCUUGUCGUGCCUCACGUCGUCUGGCGUGACUCCACGGUGUAAUCCGGUGUGUUAAUUUUUCUUUUUAGUGGAAAGUUGGUUGCGUUUGGAAAUUUCUUUUUGGUAUUAGUGGAAAGUCUUUGUGAGUGUCCUUGGGGGCCUUAUUAGUGUAGAAAAUAGUAACCGCGAGGUGUAGGAAAAUUUUGGAGUUUUAGUUUUGAGUGAAUUUUUUUUCUUGUAGUAUUAGAAAAUUGGAAAUUGCAUUUUGUAAAAAUUGUGUGAAUUUGCUGUAAAUAAAGGAGUAAUACAAUGGAUGUAUUUUCUCCAAACCAUUUCCCUGUCCCACAAUCGACUCCAUGUUACCCAUAUGUCGAUAGUUUGCGCUUGAGCGAACCACCCACCCCGUUGCAGAAAUGGAUCCCUGUGGAACUAUCUCAUCAAUUGAUUGCCGAGGAACGUCGCCGACUGGUGGCUCAACAACUACAAUGGGUGCAAAACGGUGCCUACUUGGACGGUGGACCUCUUGGUGCCCAAGCAGCUCAGUUUCCUCCUGGUGCCCACGCAGCCCAAAUACCUACUGGUGCUCCAUUGGUGAACGGUGCCUAUCUUGGUGGUGUUGCUCAUGGUGCCCCAAUGGUACCAAACGGUGCUCAUUUCCCUGUAAUUCCAAGCGGUGCCUACCCUCCCGGAGCAAAUGGUGCUCAUGCUGCUUCAGUGGUGCACAAUGGUGUUCAUUAUGGUGGACCUCCUGGUGCACAAUCAGCCCAAAUUCCUCCUGGUGCUCAAAUGGUGCACAAUGGUGCUCAAAUGGUGAACAGUAAUCCUCCUGCCGUUUCAUUCUUUGUCAACUCAGCUCGUGCUCAUAGUGUCCCAAUGGUUCCAAAUGGUGCUCAGCUUGGCGGAGCAAGUGGUGCUCACCUCCCUUUUCACCUUAGUGGUGCCCACUCAGUUCCCUUCCCAGCCAAUUCUAAUAGUGCUCAUGCAGCCCACGGCAAUCUGUAUGCUUAUGGCGGGCAGAAUGCAUAUGGUGCUCAUGUUACACCAGCCUCCAUGGUGAACAACAACCUUCGUCAAACUUUUGGUGCUCAACCGGCGCAUGCUUUGGUGCCGCAAACUUUUGGUGCUCAACAGGGGAAUAUUGCUUUUGGUGCCAGCGGUGCUCAGCCCUCUCCACAGGCCGCUGUAGGUAUCCAACCGGUGAAUACUGCACACAUUCCAGCAUCGUCCUCUUGGCUGCACAAAAAGCCACCACAUUUCAAAGGUAUUGGUGACGUGGUUGACCCAGUGGAUUUUUUAGCUCAGUUUGAGACGUAUGCUUUGCAUCUUCCCGUCUCCAUUGACGUUGCUUGCCGGUCCAUGAUGAAGGUACUUCUGGAGGCUCAUGCAGCUCUAUGGUUUAAGUCUUUUGAGGUGUACACGCCACCAGGUUAUUCCUAUGCGACUUUUGCUUCGGCUUUCCGCACGCAAUUCUUCCCUCAGAGCCUGCAGUAUCCUUUUGAUAGUGACGCUUCUUCGUACAUUAGCCCUGUUGGUGCUCAUAGUGCUCCUGUUGACAAUGUUGCCAAUUGUGGUAUUCCUUUCAACCCAGGUUCGAACAGUGAUGCUCAUGGUGCACACAUUGAUCUUCAUGCACAAAGAGCGCAGAACACUGUUGGUGUCCAUGACCGAGCAGUAACGUCUUCAGAGAGUAUUUCUAGUGGUGACCUUUUGACAUCAACACAACAAGAACUGGCGAGUCCUGAAGAUUCUCCGAAAGGUGUUGCCGAGCUUUCUCAGCACCCACAGGAUGGGGGGCCGUUAGCAGCAGUUAGUAUAGGUGAGCAGUCAGACGGCAAAGUUUCCAGCUCUUUGGCAGUGAAUGAGGAUCUUCAGCCUCCACUUCAUGACCAACAUGUUUCUGAUGCUAAUCAAUUGCUCUCUUUAUCCCCUCAACACACCGCCAAUGUUCCCAGGUGUGAAACGGAACUGUUUCCAACACCCCAAGCCUAUUUCAGGAAGGAAGAGCCCUCCCUGUACCUACAAUUGUCCUAUUAUCAGCUGAACCAGCUGAUUAAAAAAUUGAACUCCAAUCCCCCUAAUGAUGACUGUGAGCCAGAAAAGGACCCCGAACCUGGAGAUGACCCUGUACUGGCGCAGAUAGGAAGCAUAGAUGUGGGACCUGGAUCUGACCUUGAAGUCAACCUAGGACUGAGUGACCUGUUUUAUGAGCCGGAGACGUGCACAAUCAUCAACGAGGACCACCAGCUAGCGCUAGAGGAUUGUGUGAAGGACGAGAUGCUGACCAUUGGAACAGAAGCCUCAUUACAGCACGACUACACAGAAGUGAGACGUUUUGCGAAGCUAGCAGACGCUGAUGCUGGUUCUGGUUUUGGCCUGCUGCCACAAGUGACAACAACUGUACGCGCCAAGGAGCCUGCCCUGCAGAAGACACUCUUCAACACCAGGUGCAACAUCUUGGAUGAGCCGCAUGGACCGGACAUCACUCUGAAGGAAGACAAGGCUGAUGACAACCAAACUGCUCCAUGUGUCCUGAGACAAUCGGACACCUACGUGGGAUCCAGGGCGGUCAGGCUGCGAAAGUCGUCUGACAGGCGUUCAAGCAGGGCUACCCCUUACAUGAUUCCUCCCUCAGAACCACCAGAUAAGCUGCCCUUGCGCACAUUCUGCCUGGCUGACCCGAGAUUGGCUGAGUGUCGUCCUUACAUUCAUCCAAGUCAUCAUCCACCCGAUUCCCUCGCCCUAAGCUCCUUUAGUAAGUUUUUGCCAAAUGUUUCUUCGAGACAUAUGACAAAAACUUGGGGGGCAUGAACCAGAGAGAGCCCGCUUGAAUAGCCCGCGAUUGUCCGCCGAGGUUUCUCGGUGAGUGGCGGAUCGUGGCCAUCUACCGGUCAACAUUGGAACGAUCAGAAAGUAAACAAACCGCCUCGUGUUUUUGCUGUCGCCGGAAAGAAGAAAGAAAGCAAAUAGACUCACUUUUUAUUCGCCGCCGGCCAACUCGUCCCAGUCCCGACCCGAAUAAGUCAUCAGGUUUGAGUUUAAUUGCCCGCUCAAGUCAUUUAAACCCAUUUUGUCGUUUUCUCUCAUCUCCGCCGUCCAUGUUUGGAUAAUCCCCGGAGAAAAUGACCAUAUAAGGCCCGAUUUGAGAACUCGCGAUCUGAUUGGCCGGAACCUUCUGGAAGCGAGUAGAAGCAGACCGAUGCGUUCUCUCAUUGGCGCUGGGCAGUUGAGCGAGAGAGUUCGUGCUGAGACGCUGAAGGAGCAAGAGCUGCGCGCCGCGAGCUCUUGGCUGCCGACGGGUUUCGGACGAAUUUCGGCCUAGAUUUGCGAGUUCUCUGGUAGUGUGAAUUGUUCCCUGAGUUGGUCUGGUGUUGGUUAGGCGUUUAUUUGGUGAGUUUAUUGGAUUUUUAGUUAAUUUUGCCCGGUUUGAGAAGUUACGUCGGCCGCACGUGGUGCUGAACCCCGCCGAUUUUUGAGUUGUAAGUCCCGAAAUUGUUUAGUUUUGCGUGGAAAUUGUCGGAAUAAUUAGCGGUUGAAUUGUUUUCGCCGCUAAUUUGCAUAUUUUUGUCAGAUUAGUGGAAGUUGCGAGUUUUGUGUAAACCGGUGAACCGAGCGCGCCCUGUCGGCGGCGGCGGUAACCGAGGCCCGAUUCCUCCCAUCGAGUUAGUUUGUUUCCCUUCCUCCCUUUGCCGGUAGAGGCGCUGUUGGCCGUUUCAAGUGUAAAGUACCGUGAAGUUAGCAAGUAGAAUAAAUAGAGGUUCAGUUUAAAUUGUAAUUCUUUGCGGUUUUCGUUCGUGAGUUGGAGUUUCCCGUGGGAUUUAGUUUAAGAUUAGGUAGAGUAGAGAGAGAGAAAUAGUUUAAGAGAAGAAAAGUAAGAAGUUGAGUGGAGAAGAAGGAAAUUGCAGAAAAGAGAGACUGAGAGAAUACGAUUGAACAAAGGAGGAGACCCGCGUUCAAUCAAGUUAUUCUCUUAGUUCUGAGUCGUUGGUGGAACAGGCCGUUGCCACGAUUCAUUCUCGCAAGCAGAAAAGGAGGGCAAAUCUUUUUAAAUGGAAAUCAAAGAAAUGUUAAAUUAAAAGCGAGGGAAUUAAAUUAUUACAUCUCUCGCUCUAUCCACUAGUCUCAGAUCCUCCGAUCACCCCGAUGUAAAUAUUAGCCAUACGGUGCGGAUUGCACUGAUCGUAGUUUUGAUUUGAUAGAUGGCGCGUCAUUCGACGGCGGGAAAUUGACGCCGCAUUGGCCACACGGUUUUUUGAAGUUGUACCGUACACAAUAUACUAUAUGUAAAAGAGAUUAAUAUAAAAGCAGAAUUAUUAUUUUUGGACAAGAUUUAUUGUUGGGGUUAUGUUAUGUAUUGUGUAUUUUCCUUGCGUUUGUGUAAGAGUGCGUGCAUAAAUCCAUAAAUGAAUAAAUUUCAUAAUUACUUAUGUAUUUGGGCAGAAAAUGCCCGGUGGUACAUUAAUAAACACAAUUUGCAACUAAUUACAAAAAUAUCUCAGGAAUAUACAUAAUUAUACUCUUCUUGACUCUUUUUUUUUCUUCUUGACUCUACUACUAUAAGUUAUAAAAGAGCACUUGUGAAGAAAAUGUGCAUUUCUCUCUUCACCAGAAUACUGCAGUUGUUCGAGCUCUGAGGCCCAUUGAGCAGGGAGAGCAUCUUUACAUAACUUCGUCACUCGGUACUUUGAUAAAACUUUUCAGGAGAGACAAAACUUAUUUCGUCAAAAACAACCCUAUACAAGCAAUUAUGAAAAGGACUACCAAACCAAAUUUGCAUCAAUUCGAUCCGGCGAUGUAGAGCAAGCCUUUGCGCCUCUCCAUGUGCAACCCUGAGGAUCUUCAACUCUGAACUGAAAUCAUCGAGUUUUAUGAUGGACAAAGGCGGGAUGAUCUUCAGUAUAACAAAAUAGUUGAAAUAAUUGUCCACCACAGUUUCGAUGCCAUGACCAAGAAGAGAGGCACUUAGAAGAUCCAUCUUCCUCAGUGCUGGACCACUGCAUCGCCAUUGAAUUAUAGGAUGACAUUUUUGGCAUCGAAGUCCUGUAACAAUAGUAAGCAAAAAAUAUUUGAUUUGCUAAAAUUGCACACGUUAUGCAAAGAUAUCUUAUCUUUAAAAUCAUCAAAAUUCAUACUCCGUUAAGGAUUCGUAUCUCGACUGUGGA
Molecule: messenger RNA, 6355 nt
Organism: Neocloeon triangulifer
Lineage: Eukaryota; Metazoa; Arthropoda; Insecta; Ephemeroptera; Baetidae
Exons: 2
Coding region: 1506-4004 (832 amino acids)
Source: RefSeq, a predicted model, not a curated record